AUGGAAGCAGCAUCUAGUUUACCACGUGAAUGUGCAGAUUUGAAAUUGUCUACUAACGGUGUUCAUACUAUAUACCCGUAUGGUGAACUUUCAAAACCAAUGUAUUGCUUCGUUGAUGAUACAGGUCAUUCAUGGACGGUUAUUCAACGUCGCUUCGAUGGAUCUGUAAAUUUCUACAGGGAUUGGCAGGAUUAUAAAAAUGGUUUUGGACAAGCGAGCGGUGAACACUGGAUAGGCAAUGACAUCAUACAUGCAAUUACAGCUGAUUCUAAUCACGCUCUGAUGAUACUGAUGACAGAUUACAACAAUGUUACAAAGUAUGCGGAAUAUUUAUCCUUUCAUGUAGAUAACGAAGAAAAUGCAUACCGUUUAAUGUUAGGAAAAUACACCGGGAAUGCCGGUGAUUCCUUGAUGGAACAUGACGGUCAAAAAUUUUCCACAUAUGACAGAGACAAUGACGUGGGCUCUGGAAGCUGUGCUCAGGGGUCUAAAGGAGCAUGGUGGUAUAGUAAAUGUCAUCAAUCCAACCUGAAUGGUCUAUAUCUUAGGGGUCAAAAUAGUCAAUACGCUCUCGGCGUGGUAUGGAAAGCCUGGCACGGAUACUACUACUCGCUUAAAACUACAACCAUGAUGAUUCGAAAAUACUGAUUAAAGCAAGUGGAAUUUGAAUUUUCUUUUUAAUAUCACCCAGCUUGAGAAAACUGUUGACAGAACAUUGGUUUUAUACUAUAUGGUGUGUACGUUUAAAACGCUGUUGAUGGAUAACCAUAGCAAUAUGACGA
This is a messenger RNA of Mytilus californianus (California mussel), 782 nucleotides long. RefSeq names its product ficolin-2-like. The record is from RefSeq and is a predicted model, not a curated record. The coding region runs from base 1 to 648 and encodes 215 amino acids. Lineage: Eukaryota; Metazoa; Mollusca; Bivalvia; Mytilida; Mytilidae. The transcript has 5 exons.